Agrilus planipennis (emerald ash borer) is the source of this 1723-nucleotide messenger RNA. NCBI's taxonomy places the organism in Eukaryota, Metazoa, Arthropoda, Insecta, Coleoptera, Buprestidae. The record is from the annotation of a RefSeq genome assembly.
AUUGUACUUAAUAUUUGUCUGAUUUAUUUUUUAUUUUUUAUAUUUUUAAGUCUUUCCUGCUUUUUGUUAGGGUUAAAAUUUUUAGUUUGUGAUUUAGUUUAUUUUAUUGAGUUUGAUCUAGUAACUUUAAAUUCUAGGUCUAUUGUUAUGACUUUUUUAUUUGAUUGAAUAUCUUUACUUUUUAUAAGGUUUGUUUUGUUUAUUUCUUCUAUAGUUAUUUAUUAUAGUUAUGAGUAUAUAUCAGGAGACAUAAACUUAGGGCGGUUUAUUAAUUUAGUUUGUUUAUUUGUCUUGUCUAUAAUGCUUUUAAUUAUUAGUCCAAAUUUAAUUAGAAUUUUAUUAGGAUGGGAUGGACUGGGGCUGGUUUCUUAUUGUUUGGUAAUUUAUUACCAAAAUGUAAAAUCUUCGGCGGCGGGUAUAUUAACAGCCAUUACUAAUCGUGUGGGGGAUGUAGCUAUUCUUCUUUCUAUUGCUUGAAUAUUGAAUUAUGGGAGUUGAAAUUUUAUUUUUUAUUUGAGUUGUAUAAAGAGUGAUUUUAGAAUAAAGAUUAUCUCUUUUUUAAUUGUUUUAGCAGCUUUAACUAAGAGAGCUCAAAUUCCUUUUUCUUCUUGGCUUCCCGCCGCAAUGGCAGCUCCUACUCCGGUUUCUUCUUUAGUUCAUUCUUCUACUUUAGUAACAGCUGGGGUCUAUUUAGUAAUUCGGUUUUUUAACUGUUUAGGAAAUAAUUUGUUAAUGAUUUUAUUGUUCUUAGGGUGUUUUACUAUGUUUAUAGCUGGGUUGGGUGCUAAUUUUGAGUUUGAUUUAAAAAAGAUUAUUGCCCUAUCUACUUUAAGUCAACUAGGGUUAAUAAUAAGAAUUAUUGCCUUAGGGGAGCCAGUUUUAGGAUUUUUUCAUUUGCUUACACAUGCUUUAUUUAAAGCGUUGUUAUUUAUAUGUGCUGGUUGUAUAAUUCAUAGCUUAGCAGAUUGUCAAGAUAUUCGUUUUAUAGGGAGUUUAUCUACUUUUAUGCCCCUAACUUGCUGCAUAUUUAAUAUCUCAAAUUUAGCUUUAAGUGGUAUACCGUUUUUAGCAGGAUUUUAUUCAAAAGAUUUAAUUUUGGAAGUAGUUUCUUUAUCUUAUUCUAAUAUUUUAAUUUAUUUGGUAUUUUUUGUUUCAACAGGCUUAACUUUUAGGUAUACUAUUCGUCUUCUUUAUUAUACUAUUUUUGGCAAUUUAAAUUUCUUAAAAUUUUUUAGGAUUUCUGAUAAUGGGGCUGUUAUAGUUAAAGGAAUAGUUGGUUUAAUUUUUCUUGUAAUCUUCGGAGGGAGAAUAUUAAGAUGGAUUUUGUUUCCUUUCCCUUAUUUUAUCUGUCUUCCUUUAAGGUUAAAGUUAAUAACUAUUAUAGUUAUUCUUUUAGGGGGUUGAAUUGGCUAUUUAUUAAGCCAACUGGCAAUUGGUUCUUUAAAUUUAUUUUUAAGUAAUAUUAUAAAAAGCUUGUUUAUAUCUUCUAUAUGAAAUAUGCCUUUCCUAUCUACUUAUUUUUUAAAUUACCCUACUCUUUUAUUGGGGGGAUUUUAUUUUAAGUAUGUAGACCACGGUUGGUCUGAGUUUUUUGGUAGUCAGAAUUUAUAUUAUAAUUUAUCAAAUUAUUCUUCAUUUUUUUUAAAUUUUUCUAAAAGAAGGGUUAAGAUUUUUAUAAUGAUUUCUAUUUUUUGAGUGAUCUUAUUAACUGUUCUUUUUUUUU